Molecule: messenger RNA, 579 nt
Organism: Eimeria mitis
Lineage: Eukaryota; Apicomplexa; Conoidasida; Eucoccidiorida; Eimeriidae
Exons: 4
Coding region: 1-579 (192 amino acids)
Source: RefSeq, a predicted model, not a curated record
AUGGGACCCACUUUCAAGGGAGCAGCUGUUGUUUGCCUCGUGGCGCUCUCUGGUCUACAGCCGGCGGCAGGAGCUUUGCAAUACCAAGUUCAGGUUGCAGACAAAGAUGCAUACACCUCCGUGAACUUGGCCCGCGUUGGUCAGUUGUCUGUACGGAUUGGCGUAUUGACGGAGGACAGCACCCUGGCUGAUGGUCUAAAGACUGACUCAGCACCGGCGGUAUCUGAACACCCAGACCCUACGUGUGAACAAGCCAUCGGAGAAGUCAAAAAGACGAAAUUUGUCGCACAGCUCACAGAAACAGGAGACCAGAAAUAUCGCCAAGCUGUGGAGAAAGCUCUUGAAGAUGGACUUGCUGAGCUGCCGUCGUACCCUGAAAAUGAUGGGUGGACGACGUUCUGGGCGAAACCCGCCGGCGCCAACCUCGCACGCCUUCUUUGGUCUAAGAGCACCAAAGUUGGCUGCGGCGUAGGAACAUGCACGCCAGGAGAACCGGCUCGAACUCCAGAAGAAACUGUCACAUUUCUUGUUUGUCAGAUGGAGCCUGCAGCGGAGGCGAACACGGCUCCCUUCGAGUAA